AUUGUUGGCUGUAAACUCAGGUGAUACACGUUGCGGUGUUGGUGAUGCUCCGGAUCCAAUGUUGAUGUUCAGAGAUGUGGCCGAUUUGAUAAUCAGUCACGAAUUCUUGCUCGACAGAGGUGGAGUAUGUGAUGGAAUUUCUGUUAACAAAACAAACAUAGAGAAGUUUUCUUCAUAUUCAGACUCUGAUCAGGCGAAACUAGGUUUGACGACGGCAACUUCAGAUAAACCAUCAGAAUCAAAUAUUAUUGGGCUUGCGUCAACACUGUUAUUAUCAGGAGCACCAAUUAUUUAUUAUGGAACUGAGACUGGUUUUCGCGUCCAGUAUCAACUGGACAAUCGAGAUUAUAUUUAUCCAAAAAAAGAGGGUUACAAUAACAUUGAUGGACAUCUGGCUCUCAACUCUCACAUCCCAAUGCCAUGGGAUUCAACUGGAAAGAGGUUUUCGCCAACAGUAGAUGAUACUACGUUAAGUGGAUAUUUCAAUGCUUAUGAACAACUGUCAUCCGUUGAAACUCAACUUGCUGAAGGAAAUGAUCAAUCCACACUUCGUCUCGUUAUGAAAUUGGUGGAUCUACGUCAGAAACCUAGUAUGGAAAGGGGAACAAUGGAGCGAUAAACCUUCCUAAAG
Schistosoma turkestanicum is the source of this 631-nucleotide messenger RNA. The record is from the annotation of a GenBank genome assembly. Lineage: Eukaryota; Metazoa; Platyhelminthes; Trematoda; Strigeidida; Schistosomatidae.